AUGCAGAUGAUUGCGAAUGGCUACACACCUUUCUUCGAUGGCAAUGGCACGUACAUCAAGAACGCAGAAGGCACUCCUCUAUUCAGAGAUGCGCAGGGUGCUGUAGCUACAGUGUGGGGAGAGGCGGUACCUACAGGAUCACCCGCAUAUGACAAUGCUGGCAACCAAGUACCCGCCUUCGAUGCCAACGGACUGCCUAUGGUGGAUACAAAGGGACAACCCGUUUACGCCGAUGUCUACGGAACCCCAAUAGCAUCUGAGCUAGAGCUAGCCGCCAUUCAGAUGAUCGCGAAUGGUUACACGGCUUUCCUCAGUGUAGAUGGCACGUACAUCAAGAACGCAGAAGGCACUCCUCUGUUCAGAGACGCACAGCGUGGUGUGGUGACUAUUACUGGGGAGUCUGUGCCUACAGGCUCACCCGCAUACGAUGAUGCUGGCAACCAAAUACCCGCCUUUGAUGCCAACGGACUGCCUAUGGUGGAUUCUAAGGGACAAUCCGUUUAUGCUGAUGUCUACGGAACCCCAAUGUAG
Molecule: messenger RNA, 531 nt
Organism: Sphaeroforma arctica JP610
Lineage: Eukaryota; Ichthyosporea; Ichthyophonida
Exons: 4
Coding region: 1-531 (176 amino acids)
Source: RefSeq, a predicted model, not a curated record